This is a messenger RNA of Medicago truncatula (barrel medic), 783 nucleotides long. Its product is annotated as aspartic proteinase Asp1. Gene Ontology annotation, biological process: proteolysis. Gene Ontology annotation, molecular function: aspartic-type endopeptidase activity. Lineage: Eukaryota; Viridiplantae; Streptophyta; Magnoliopsida; Fabales; Fabaceae. Bases 1 to 783 code for a protein of 260 amino acids. The transcript is spliced from 6 exons. The record is from RefSeq and is a predicted model, not a curated record.
AUGCACAUAGGAAGCCCGAGUGGCUCAAAUGUUCCGUUGGUGGUAUUCGGGUGUGGAUAUGAGCAGAAGUUUUCUGGUCCUACUCCCCCACCUUCCACACCAGGGGUUCUUGGCCUUGGCAAUGGAAAGAUAAGUAUUUUGUCUCAACUUCACUCUAUGGGCUUUAUCCACAAUGUGUUAGGUCACUGCCUUAGUGCAGAAGGAGGAGGAUAUUUAUUCCUUGGAGAUAAGUUCAUUCCCUCAUCUGGAAUUUUUUGGACACCUAUAAUUCAAAGUUCAUUAGAAAAACACUAUAGCACAGGUCCAGUAGAUUUGUUUUUCAAUGGAAAGCCUACUCCUGCUAAGGGUCUUCAAAUUAUCUUUGAUAGUGGGAGCUCCUACACUUACUUCAGUCCCCGAGUCUAUACCAUUGUUGCUAAUAUGGUGAAUAAUGAUUUAAAAGGGAAGCCACUUAGAAGAGAAACUAAGGAUCCAUCACUACCAAUUUGUUGGAAGGGUGUCAAACCAUUCAAAUCUCUGAAUGAAGUCAACAACUAUUUCAAGCCCUUAACUCUGAGCUUUACAAAAUCAAAGAAUUUGCAAUUUCAACUGCCUCCGGUAGCUUAUCUAAUAAUUACAAAAUUUGGCAACGUCUGCUUAGGGAUUCUUAAUGGCAAUGAAGCUGGCUUGGGAAAUCGUAAUGUAGUUGGAGACAUCUCUUUGCAAGACAAGGUAGUGGUUUAUGACAAUGAGAAACAACAGAUUGGAUGGGCAUCUGCAAAUUGUAAACAAAUUCCUCAUUGA